AUGUCUCCGAAUCGCAGCUUGUGGGGCGUCAAAGGUAGUUACAUGUUUCUGGAGAAUUGUGCCAUGCUUCCUAGCUGUAACAAAUCUCCGGCUGACUGGGAUUCCCGAAAUGACAACCUCUCAGAUAACGAAGAUAUUACCACAGUCCCGCAGAUGAUAUCCAUCAGCAGACUCAUCAAAAUUAAAAAUAGCAACGGCGGUUUCAAUACCGAACGAAUAGUGGACGGGAAAUCUGGGGCCCCAGGAUCUUGGUCGAACUCGAAUGACGCCUUUGCCGUGGUUCCAUGGGCCCCGAAUCCGAGCGGCCCACCGGAGUUUGAGCUGGGAUGA
This is a messenger RNA of Paracoccidioides lutzii Pb01, 330 nucleotides long. RefSeq lists its product as hypothetical. Bases 1 to 330 code for a protein of 109 amino acids. The transcript is spliced from 3 exons. The record is from RefSeq and is a predicted model, not a curated record.